AAUGAAGAAGACUUGUGCUAAAGCUAGUUAUUAGCUCUUCUUCUUUCAAUGGGAAAUCGGUUAGCUCCCUGGAGUCCACCAGUCGGGUCAUCGCUCGUAGUUGUGAAACACUUGAGGAUGCCUGACACGUUGUGACCUUGUCGUGUGACUUUGACAUGUUUCUAUGACACCCAUUGUAACCGGCGAUCUGCUGCUGCACAAAAGCGGGUUUCACAUCUUCAUUUUGUGAAGAAAUGACGACUGUCAAACAAGAGGGUAAAGACAAAAUUAUCUUUGUCACCAAAGAGGAUCAUGCAACACCCAGCAACGCCGAGCUUGUUGAGGAAGACCCCGAUGAUCCCUAUGAGGAGCGAGGCUUGAUUCUUCCCAAUGGGGAGAUUAACUGGAACUGCCCCUGCCUGGGCGGGAUGGCCAGUGGUCCCUGUGGGACUGAAUUUAAGGAGGCCUUCUCCUGUUUCCACUACAGUAAAGAGGAGGUGAAAGGCUCAGAGUGUCUGGAUCAGUUCCGAGCAAUGCAAGAGUGCAUGCAACUCUAUCCAGAACUCUAUCCGCAAGAAGAAGACAAGGUAUCGGAAGAAAAUGCGCCUCACACAGAGCAGACCUCGGAAGAAGCCACAGCUGUUGAUUCCAAGUCCACAUCGGACCCUGUGCAGGACUCAAAUGGCACAUAAGCCAGUGUGCUGGAUAGCUAAUAAAUGCCUUCUGUUUUGGGAAGACUUUAGGUGAACCUUGAUGUACAUGUACUAGUUAUUCAGUCACAUUGUUGGUUUUGUGUACAAGCGUUUGAUUCUAAGAUACUAAACUGAGCACGCAAACUCUUGAUCACAGAACAAAUGUCCAUUCUUUGUAGCAUAUUAUUCUCACUGCUGUGUCAUUUGCAUUUUAUGUGUUAAUGUAUGUUACACGCAUUUGUCUGUGCUGUGCUGCAUAGAGUGGACUGAUGAAGGCACUUAAGAAUUGAGCGCAAGGGUGUUGUUACCUGAGGGGCCAAGUCUUCUGCGAAGCAGAUGCAAAAUAUUUACCUCAACUCUUCUGAUGGCAUGCAAAUCACUCAAAUAUUAUUAAAAUAAAUGCCGAUUAACAU
This is a messenger RNA of Hippocampus zosterae (dwarf seahorse), 1084 nucleotides long. Its product is annotated as mitochondrial intermembrane space import and assembly protein 40-like. The transcript has 3 exons. The record is from RefSeq and is a predicted model, not a curated record. Gene Ontology annotation, molecular function: protein-disulfide reductase activity. Gene Ontology annotation, cellular component: mitochondrial intermembrane space. Bases 234 to 671 code for a protein of 145 amino acids. Gene Ontology annotation, biological process: protein import into mitochondrial intermembrane space. NCBI's taxonomy places the organism in Eukaryota, Metazoa, Chordata, Actinopteri, Syngnathiformes, Syngnathidae.